AUGCAUCCCCGCAAAAGGCUUUGUGCGCCUAUCUACUUUGAACCUGAAAUAAUAAAGGAUUCUGCUAUAACGAAGCUUGAUGCACUAGAGAAUCUCAAGCUAAGUCAAGAAUGGGUUAAUAGUUCUAUAUUUUUAAACGAGGAUGGCUCUUUCUCACAUCAGGUUCUUAACAAAAGAUCCAUUCAAGUUUAUACACAGAAAGCUUCUCUACUUAUAACUACACUCUUUUACUCACUAGGAUCAAAAGACUCAGAAGAAGCACCGAGACUACAAGAACAAUGGCUACGCAGUGCUCGACGUCAACUGCUAGUCUCGCUCCUAGCGCACGCGUGGCUAUGGGGAAGGCCCAAAGUGUUAGAUAACAAAGGUAAUCUGGUCCCUUAUGAAAAAAGGAGAGUACUUGCCCCCCAGGAUAUUCUGAAUUUCUUUAUGAAGGUUCGGGCUCGUGAGGCAAGUUAUACCUAUAAAGAAGUACGGGAAUUUCUAGAUAAAGGCAUACAAAAGGUUUUUUUAUAUGAAGAUAUAUCUAAGUGGAACGCAACAGGGGUUAUUGCAUGUCUGAGGUGGGAUCAAUCCCAUAACCUACAUAAUGGGGGCCCAUGGUGCUCUUGUCGGCUCGAGAGGAAACUCCCACCACCUUACCAAGAAGUACCCCUGGUCAAUGGCUCGGUUUGGGACGUCAAUUUAGACCCUGACGACUUGAAGAAAAUGGAGUAA
Messenger RNA from Fusarium oxysporum Fo47, 717 nucleotides. RefSeq lists its product as uncharacterized. The transcript has a single exon. The coding region runs from base 1 to 717 and encodes 238 amino acids. Lineage: Eukaryota; Fungi; Ascomycota; Sordariomycetes; Hypocreales; Nectriaceae. The record is from RefSeq and is a predicted model, not a curated record.